Molecule: messenger RNA, 1452 nt
Organism: Geosmithia morbida
Lineage: Eukaryota; Fungi; Ascomycota; Sordariomycetes; Hypocreales; Bionectriaceae
Product: Amino acid permease
Exons: 3
Coding region: 1-1452 (483 amino acids)
Biological process (GO): amino acid transmembrane transport
Cellular component (GO): fungal-type vacuole membrane
Molecular function (GO): L-histidine transmembrane transporter activity; L-glutamate transmembrane transporter activity; L-lysine transmembrane transporter activity
Source: RefSeq, a predicted model, not a curated record
AUGCCGUCGGUUCUGUCCCACAUGGGUAUCAUGCUCGGCACCCUACUCAUACUGUGGUCCGGCGUCACGGCCGCCUUCGGACUCUACCUCCAGUCGAAAUGUGCCCGAUAUCUCGACCGAGGCGUCUCGUCAUUCUUCGCCCUAUCCCAGAUCACAUACCCCAACGCCGCCGUCGUCUUUGACAUGGCCAUCGCCGUCAAGUGCUUCGGCGUCGGCGUCUCGUACAUGAUCAUCAUUGGCGACUUGAUGCCCGGCGUUGUCUUGGGCUUCAACAGCGGUGCUGACCAGGUCCCCUACCUUGUCGACCGCCACUUCUGGAUCACGGCCUUCAUGCUCCUCGUCAUCCCGCUGAGCUUCCUCAGGCGUCUCGACUCGCUCAAGUACACGAGUCUCAUAUCGCUCGUGUCCAUCGGAUAUCUUAUCGUCCUCGUCAUCUACCACUUUGCCCACGACCCGCACGCCGACCCGAGUCAGAUUCGUGUCAUCGAGUGGGCGAGUGCUGUCGAGACGCUGAGCGCUCUGCCUGUUGUCGUGUUUGCUUACACGUGCCACCAGAAUAUGUUCUCUAUCCUCAACGAGAUCCAGGACAACUCCCCUUCUAGUGUAGUGGGCGUCGUCGGAUCGAGCAUUGGUCUCGCUGCCGUCAUCUACAUUGUCGUCUCCAUCACGGGGUACAUGACUUUUGGCAACGCCGUCGUGGCCAACAUCAUUUCCAUGUACCCCACGGGCGUGGCCUCCACGAUCGGCAAGGCCGCCAUCGUCGUCCUCGUCCUCUUCUCCAUCCCCCUGCAGGUCCAUCCAUGUCGGGCCUCGCUGGACGCCGUGUCCAAGUGGCGUCCCACCUCUCGGAACGCGCCGGGUAACGGCGUUGCCGGCGGUCGCAACUCCCCCCUGCUCAGCGGCCCGGCGAUAUCCAGGGGUGGAGGUGCCGGCGGCGGCGGCGACCACCCGAGCGGUGUGGGCAUGUCGGACGUGCGCUUCGCCGUGCUGACGACCAUCAUCCUCACGCUGGCCUACAUGACGGCCCUGUCGGUAAGCAGCCUGGACCGCAUGCUCGCCUUUGUGGGCAGCACAGGCUCCACAUCCAUCAGCUUUAUCCUCCCCGGGCUGUUCUACUACAAGAUCAGCGACCCGGACAGCAUCCACCACCAGAGACUGGUGAAGGAGGACGACGACAUUGACGAUGCCAUCGCCGGCGGCGGUGCUGGCGACACGGACGACGAGGACCAGCCUGGCGUCCUGGCACAGAGCACAGGUAGCCUGAGGAGCGUGGGCUCCGACAUUGGCGGUGGUGGUGCGGCGCCGUGGCAGUGGCGGAGGAAAUGGCGAUGGGAUCUGGAGCACCUCGACCAGGGGCUCAUACGGAAACUGGCGCUUGCUCUGGCCAUCUACGGCAUGGUGGUCAUGUCCGUGUGUCUGAUCAUGAAUCUGUUCUUCACGACGGCACACUGA